UAACGGGUUCGGCUCAAGGCUUGGUUGCCUAGUGAUCCUGUUGGCACCGCGCUUUUCAGGAACUUUUUGGGAACGGUGCGCUUCGGCCACAUGUGGGCGCUUCUCUCUUCCAGAGAGGACUACCCGACUAAUCAGCCCGACGUCUCGCAGUUGCCAACUUCGCUGGUGAGCCCCGUCGAAGCGGCCUGCGACUCCGACGACGCUUCCUUGGAAAACCCCAAGCGUUUGUCGGAGGCGACGCGCUUGGCUCAGGGUCCGUCCACCUGCGCGCCCGGGGCCCCAAGUGCGUCGCAGACAGUCUGGACGACUCCACCAAGUACGCCGCGUGUGCGCUCUGGGGUGCCUGCAGCGCCGCCGUCUCUGCAAUUCGGAGAGCACCGUGCAGAGCCCUUGCUUUUGGCCCUCGAGCGAAACUGCACGAAGCAAGUGCGCCUCGCCAUCGAGGCAGACCCCGAAGCAGCCAAGCAGCCGUUCUGGGACAGCCGCUUCGAAUGGCCGCUCUGUGCCGCGAUCCGGCUCAGGUGCAGCGUGGAGGCUGUCCGGCUGCUGAUCGAGAACGGCGCGGAGGUCGGCGUGGCGAGCGUCGGCGGGCAGUCUCCUCUCCAGCUGCUCAGCACGGGGACGGAGGAUCGCUUCAUUGACUCGAGGGGAAUGCCGAACACUCCGCUGGGCGCCGCCGAGUGGAUCGAGAGUAUGCGCCAGUCCACCGCGCAGUUCGAGCUUGGCGUGGCCACAGCACUGCUGAAUGCGGGCGCAGAUCCAGCGGCGCACCACGGCGACCCUCGGAUGGGAAAUUGCUCGAGUCUGGAGCUUGCACGGCGCUCCGGAAAAUAUCAUUUAACAGAUCUGUACGAAGCCCAUUCCCGUUGCUGACUGUCUUACCCAAGCCAGGCCAUCGCGGGAGCGUGGCGCCCUCGAGCUUGCCUCAAUGGGGCCCUGGAGGUGAUGUGCGGUAUCGAUUGCCCAGGCCCAGGCCUUCGGACCCGACAUGGAACCGCUUGCCUACAGUUGCUGCAGCUUGUGCCAGGUUGGGUUGCUGGGCCAUGCAUGUCUUCCGCACCCGGCUGCAUGUUUUUGCAUUUCGCCUCUUGCUCGGGUGCCGAGUCGAUCGACGGAGGCGUCCCCUCCUCUCGCAUCAAUCACUUCUGCGCCGUGCAUGUCUUCUACACCAUGCUCGGCCUCGAUGCCCUUCUGCGCCAUGCAUGUCUUCGCACCAGCUGUAUGUCUUUUUGUAAUUCGCCUCUUGGUCGGGUGUCGGGCGAGCGGCGGACUCGUCCCCUCCUCGGGCAAUUACUUCUGCGCCGUGCAUGUCUUCUACACCAUGCUCGGCCUCGAUACCCUUCUGCGCCAUGCAUGUCUUCGCACUAGCUGCAUGUCUUUGUGUUUCGCUUCUUGGCCGGGUGUGAGUCGAGCGGCGGACUCGUCACCUCCUCGGGCAAUCACUUCUGCGACAUGCAUGUCCUCUACAUUUACCUUGGCGACCGCCGUGCGGAGCGUACACCACUCCAGGCGGCUCUUAGGUCUGUGGAUUUUCCCAGAGUCAGGAUGAUCGCGGCUUGUAGUUUGUAGGGUGAGGAGACGGCAUUUGGCUGAUAUGUUGAUCAUGUUCUGCCAGAUACGUGGUCCCAUAUUUAACCGUCUUCGCUCGAGAGAUUGAUCUGUAUAUCUCUUCGCUCGAGGUAUUGCUCUGUACAUUAGUAGCUUGGCCAGUGCACGCGUGAGCGUACACGGCGCGUGUUGCUCUCGGUGCUUGCACAAUUUGCAAAUCGUAAUUGCUGGACUUCUUUCAUGUGCGAGUCGAAGUCGUCUCCAGUUGCUCGCUCCUUCUCCCUUCCCGAAUCCACUGCAGAGUAAGUGCCUCUGCUGAUGUCUUCUUCCGUUGCCCGCUCUCUCAUCAUUCUCUGUUGCAGUCCGUUCUCUCAGGGGUCCCAAUGUUUGUUUCGCUUGAAGCAUCUGCUGCGUGCAGUGGUUUUGGUGUCGGCACCUUGUGGGAGAAUUGCAGGCAGGUGCGCCGGCCCCACUGAGUGGCUUCCGCGAGUGAGUUGCGACCACGGAUGUCCACUGCUUGGCCAUGGACCCUGGUUGCUUCAUGCUUUGGAGUUCGCCCCAGACUGCAGAACUUCGAUUAUGAAGACGAUUAGGGGAACACGGCAUUCCCUCAUAAUUUAACGCAGUGGCAUGGACCUUCCCUUCUCAGCUUCAUGCCUUUCUCCCAUCAUGCUCUCACAUCUUCCCUCAUUUGUAUUUGUUAUUAACUACUCGCUCGGUGCCGUCGCAUUCUCGCAUUUUACGUAAGUAUAUAUUUAUUUCCUCAUUCAUAUUUUAAAAAACUACUCCUGCGGUAAGUGUAUUCUCGCAUUUUACGUCGCAUGGGCGAACAGAGUUUUCGGGUUGUUGGUUGAGGCCUCCAGACUAAGAGGAAUAAUAGGUGGGGGAGGGCACGCUGAUUGCCGCAGCAGCGAUCGCACCAUUGAUCUCGCGCCUCGCGCAACGUUUGAGAUCCGAUGGUGAUCCCUAGAUAGCGAAGCUUACGAGCCAGGGCCGCGAUCCCUCCGUCUCCCGCUCUACCCGCCCUGAUCCCGACUGACUGGGAUGGUCUCCUUUUGCGCUCCUCGAAUCGCUCGGGCGCUGAGCCAUCCAGCAUUCUCCCUGGCGCCCGCCUCGGGCUCAUCUCUCCCCCCUCCCCCUCCGUUCCCAUCUCCUCGCAGUCCUCGUCCAACUGUCCCACGAGCUCGGCCAGCAAGCAAUAGACCAAGCCUUGUCGCAUGAGCGGAGGCAUCCCGAGGUCGGCUCGGCAGAGGGGCACGGCCAGCUCGCACGGCCUUGCACGCACUCCCGAGCCAUCAGAUUUUACGCAUGGGGACCGCGGAGCGGCUGAGGCGAGCGACCCGAGCAUAUUGCAAAGGGCUGGAAAUGAAAAAAACGCCCUGAUGGCAGCCCAAGAGGGCUCCAAGAGGCGCCUUUUAAGCAAGCUCCGAGAUGGCGCCCAGAGGGCAUCCAGGGCCCCCGAGAGCGCACCAAGAUGGCCCCAAGAGGUCCCCAAGAGGCCCC
Molecule: messenger RNA, 3051 nt
Organism: Prorocentrum cordatum
Lineage: Eukaryota; Dinophyceae; Prorocentrales; Prorocentraceae
Source: the annotation of a GenBank genome assembly